Messenger RNA from Spirodela intermedia, 2251 nucleotides. Lineage: Eukaryota; Viridiplantae; Streptophyta; Magnoliopsida; Alismatales; Araceae. The record is from the annotation of a GenBank genome assembly.
AUGGCCGAGGGUAGCAGGGGGAAUCAGAUUGUCUCAUCCUCGUACCCUUCUUCUUCUUCUGCCUAUUCUUCCUCGUCCUCCUCUUCCUGUCGCGACUCCUCCAGCAUAACCCAGAUGAGCCAUGAUCAGAUAAUCUCUAUCCUCCAGCUCCUCCCCAUAGAAUCUGUACUCUCCUUCUCCAUGACCUGCAGGAAGUUCAGAUCCUUGGGCUGCUCGGAUGCCCUCUGGGAGUCUAUUUGCAGGAGAGAGUGGGGCAGGGGCCCUGUAGAUACCACGCUGGGGACCUUGUCCUCUGAGAGUAGAGGGCUUUCGUGGAAGAGGCUGUACCAGCAGGUUGCGCAGCUGAGCUCUCUCUCUUACACAAGACUGUCUAGCAGAGAAGGGAUCUUCCCAAAGCCGAGGGGCUCCCACUCCCUCAACUUCGUAUCAGACUGCCUCGUUCUCUAUGGGGGCGGCUGCGAUGGAGGUCGGAAUUCCUUCAUGACUGAUCCUUCUUUUUUACAUGUAUUAUUACCAUUUUUCAUGUUCUAGCACCCUGUGAUGAACAUCUGUCGCUUCGCAUUUUCUUAAUCUUAAUCGGGAAAAUAUGAAAAAUAAACAGGAAUUCUACUAAUUUCUCACUUCAGGGGAGCUUGAGUUUGUGUGGUGCUUUAUCUGCUGGUCCUGUUCGUGCCAAUAGUCUUCACCUUGACCUGAGGGAAGAUAAUGCUAUCUUUUCACCUGAUCAAUCCAUAUUACACCCUGAUCAUGCCGUUAAGAUCCGUAAAUUAUUGAAGAAAUCAUAGUAUUUAAUGAACGAAAUGAGCUCUUGAUUGGCAUGAAACUCUUUUAAUCUUCUUCCAUUGGUUGUGAGGCAUCCCUGGGAGCUCUAUUUGACUCACUGGUGCUGUAAUCGAUGUCUUUAGGAGGAGACGGUAACGCCUAUACUUCUAUAUCUUUCUGUGACUAGGGUUUUGGGUUUUGUUAACGUUGGGGAAGCUUUCUCAUAUGCCCAAUACAUGGUAUCUCAUGUCUACAUGGGCUGCGUUGAAAUCUGUUUGUUCUUCAAUAUUCUGUUAUUUAUUUCACAGUACGUAGAUUGCACUUUUAUUUAUCAAGAAAAUGAAAGCAUAAAUCUUUAGUCAGCAUAACAUUUCAUGCAUCGAUAGACUGCUUCUGUCACUAGCAGGUUCAAUUGCAUCAAUUAGCCGUAUCUUGCUUCUCGAGCAAUUCUCAUCGAUCAAUCAUGUUAUUCAUGUUACAGUAUCUUAGCCUGAUUUAUUUCUCCAAUGUAGGGCGUCAUCUGGAUGAUACAUGGGUCGCAUAUGUUGGCCAGGGGGUCAAGAAUGCUGUUCACUGGAAGCAAGUGAACUCUGGGCAGCCCAGCGGACGCUUCGGGCACACCUGCAUCGUCAUCUCCGACGCGCUCGUCCUCUUCGGCGGCAUCAACGACAACGGCGUCCGCCACAGUGAUACGUGGAUUGGCCGGCUAAGCUGCGAUAUGUCCUCCGAGAUCAAACUGGCAUGGAAGCUGCUGGACGUGGAGCACACAUUGCCACCGCCUCGCGGAGCCCAUGCCAGCUGCAGCUUUGGGGAGGAGAAGAUGAUAAUCCAUGGGGGCAUCGGUCCUGGUGGGCUCCGGCUGAGCGACAUGUGGAUGCUGGACCUGUCGAAUGGAUUCAAGUCCGGGAGGUGGCACCAGAUUGUGACCCCCCAGCCCUCUCCGGCGGCCCGCUCCGGCCACUCCCUGACGUGGGCCGGUGAGUCCAGCAUGGUCCUCUUCGGGGGCCGCGGCACUGGGUAUGAAGCCCUGAAUGACAUAUGGGUACUCGACAUGGAGGGAGAUGGCCCUGAGUGGGUGCAGAUUGCCUGCGAGCGACCGGGCAGUGUGCCGCGGGGAUUGCCACUCCCACGGGUUGGCCACUCUGCUACCCUUGUGCUUGGGGGGAAGGUGCUCAUCUACGGAGGGGAAGACUCCCAGAGGCGGCGGAAGAAUGAUUUCUGGUUGCUGGACCUGAAGACCCUGCUGGCUCUCAGGAGGCGGCUCCAGAAUACGAGCCUGAAGCGGGUGGCCAAGAAGAUGUGGAAGAGGCUCAAGGCUGAGGGCAUGCAGCAGGAUCGGCGGUCCUUCCACGCAGCCUGCGCCGACCAGUCGGGCCGCCGCCUCUUCAUAUUCGGUGGGAUGGUAGACGGCAUCGUGCACCCGGCAGAAGCAUGUGGCCUCAGAUUCGACGGUGGGCUCUUCCUGGUGGAGCUCGUCCUCCAGCUGUAG